Molecule: messenger RNA, 610 nt
Organism: Pseudomassariella vexata
Lineage: Eukaryota; Fungi; Ascomycota; Sordariomycetes; Amphisphaeriales; Pseudomassariaceae
Exons: 2
Coding region: 250-603 (117 amino acids)
Source: RefSeq, a predicted model, not a curated record
GUCUACGGACAUAUGGACCACGACGAUACCGAGCAAGACCGAUGACUUGAACAACCCAUCAGAACCACCACCAACCCUGCGAGCAUCCGGCCGGAAGCAAUUUCUGUUGCGUCGCUUCCUCGCCGGGAACAAUUGGCGACGGGCUUCCCGCCAGCUGACUUGGAGCGCAGCGGAUAACGCCUUCACUGCGCAAUUGCGUAUGCGUGUCCCCCUCAUUGCAAACUUGAGGUUAUCGCCGUAGCCUCCGAGAUGGACGGUGGUCGACCUGCCGGCGGCUACCAGACCAGCGUCUUUCGCGCGCAGCCAAGUGAGAAUCACGAGCGCAAAAUUCAACGCAGGAAUCGUCCACCUGUGUCUUGUUCUCUUUGUCGGACUAGAAAGCCGCUGACGCAUCUGGACCUGCCCCCGAGACAUAUCUACUGCGUCUCAUCGGCCCCGGACAACUGGAACGAACUAGUCAUGGGAUUAGUUCUCCAGUGUAAGGAGGAAAUUUACAUCCGCUGCCAUAUCCCAGGUCGUCAUGUCGCGCUCAUUCUAUUUUUGGUCGCUCAGAUCGGUCUUGGACACAAAUUGCUAACAUCGGCUUCAGGUAAAAUGCGAUAGACAGCAG